CCUCCCCCCGUCCCUGUCCCUGUCUUUAAACUUAUAGAGAGAGAGAGUUUUAGAGAGAGAAAGAGAGGAAAUGUUGGGGAGGGUCAGACCGUCAUCUAGUUCUCUGGAAUGCUUGGAGUUGGAGAGGUCACCUCCCAAGAUCAUCAAAGACGAUUCUCUCUCCAUCUACGAGACUACACUUAUGAAGCUCAGACAAGGUUCGCAGCGUGAUCUAAGCUCACUCUCCGAGAACUCGAUGAAUGCAUACAUAAGCAGUACUUCUGCAAGCAUUCCACCCUAUGAGGAGGCACUGACUAUAGACUAUGAUUGUUCUUCCGCUAGCAUUUCACGGAGUGACAUUGUUUGCCAGUCUCUGAGCACCUUGAAAGAGCCUCAAAAGAGGAACUUGUCAAUUCUUUACUUGUUUUCUAGAUAUAAGAGUUCUCGAAAAGCUCCAAGCUCACCCGAUGAGGCAAUGGCGAUAGAGAAUGGCUGUUCUUCUUCUAGUGUUUCACCAGAGUCCGGGAACACCAGCUAAUAUAUGAACACUUGGCAACGGAAAGAAUGUUUCACUUUUUCCCCCUGUAUUUUAAAUUUGUAAGGUAUGACUAUGGAUGUAUAACUAGUGAGAUUGUGAAUUUAUUCGGCAGUUCCCAUUUCAUAGAUAAAA
This is a messenger RNA of Cornus florida, 649 nucleotides long. RefSeq lists its product as uncharacterized. Lineage: Eukaryota; Viridiplantae; Streptophyta; Magnoliopsida; Cornales; Cornaceae. The transcript has 2 exons. The record is from RefSeq and is a predicted model, not a curated record. Bases 71 to 517 code for a protein of 148 amino acids.